AUGUCUACAUUAUCUAGCAGGAAUAACCAACAAAAUAUUUAUGAAAACUUGCCUUCUUCUUAUGAUGAAUCACAAGCAUCAGCAGGUAUUCCCAUAGUCAAACAAAUUGAAAUGAUUAUUGAAGAAAUUAUUGCUUUUUCUGAUACAUUUAAUAAACAAAAAAAACAUCAUAUUAAUGAAAUCAGUCUUUACCAAACAACUUUUGAAAAACAAAAUCAAGAAAUAAAAGAAAAUCAUGCUAAUGAAAUCAGUCUUUACCGAGAAUUAAUUAAUAUAAAAACAAAUGCAAUUACAACUUUAAUGUCUACAAUUGAAAACUAUAAAAAAGAAGUUAAACGAAUUGAAGAAAUAAGAAAAAAUCAUGAAUAUGAAUAUAGUGAAAGAUUAAAAGAAAAAGAUAAAAUUCUUAAACAUAAAAAAGAAAUAUAUAAACAUGAAAAAGAAAAAAGAGAAAGAAUUUAUAAAUGUGAAAUAGACCUUAUGCAACAAACUAUUAAUCAUUUAGAACAAACUAUUAGAGAUUUACAAACUCAACUUAGAAAUUAUGAAAAU
Cetraspora pellucida is the source of this 552-nucleotide messenger RNA. The record is from the annotation of a GenBank genome assembly. Lineage: Eukaryota; Fungi; Glomeromycota; Glomeromycetes; Diversisporales; Gigasporaceae.